This is a messenger RNA of Xyrauchen texanus (razorback sucker), 327 nucleotides long. It is a transcript of the gene gip, whose product is annotated as gastric inhibitory polypeptide. The coding region runs from base 1 to 327 and encodes 108 amino acids. Gene Ontology annotation, molecular function: hormone activity; glucagon receptor binding. The transcript is spliced from 4 exons. Gene Ontology annotation, biological process: regulation of insulin secretion; regulation of fatty acid biosynthetic process; response to glucose. The record is from RefSeq and is a predicted model, not a curated record. Gene Ontology annotation, cellular component: extracellular region. Lineage: Eukaryota; Metazoa; Chordata; Actinopteri; Cypriniformes; Catostomidae.
AUGAAGCCUGCAGUAUGUGCUCUGGUUUGCAUAUGUCUGGGCAGUAUAUGGACAAGUGCAGUAUCCCAGCCUGUUGAUAGUAGCGCAACAAAUGACAUCCAGAAGUUGAGCCGUCGUUAUGCUGAAUCAACAAUUGCAAGUGACAUCAGUAAGAUUAUGGACUCCAUGGUUCAGAAGAACUUUGUGAAAUUUCUCCUUAAUCAGAGAGAGAAGAAGAGUGUACCAACUAUGGCAGGUGAUCCAGACUACAGCAUCUUCAAUGACCUCCUGAAAAAGGAGUUCAUGAUGUUGGUUCACAGUAAAGGGGAUGCAUUCAAGAAUCAAUAA